GAGUCAAGCUGGACUUAAAAGACUUACUGGCCAGAACUAUGAUAGCAGUUGGACUUGGUGUUGCAACUGUCGCAUUUGCAGGUCGUUAUGCAUUCCACCUUUGGAAACCAUUAGAGCAGACAAUUACAGAGACAGCAAAGAGAGUUUCAGCUUCUAGUCUUUCAUUGUACUAUAAAGGAGGAUUUGAACAGAAAAUGAGUAGGCGAGAAGCUAGUCUUAUUUUAGGUAUAAGUCCAUCUGCUGGCAAGGCCAAAAUCAGAACAGCCCAUAGAAGAAUCAUGAUUUUGAAUCAUCCUGAUAAAGGUGGAUCACCUUACUUAGCAACAAAAAUAAAUGAAGCAAAAGACUUGUUGGAAUCCACUGCCAAAUGAGAGAUUCAGCAGAUACAUUGUGCAACAGUUGUCAUAUCUACAUGUUCCACACAGUUUCUUAACCUUGCAUUGAUUGUUCCUAUUUAUUGUCGUAAUUAAAACUUUAAGAUUAUUUAAAA
Messenger RNA from Athene cunicularia (burrowing owl), 490 nucleotides. It is a transcript of the gene DNAJC15, whose product is annotated as DnaJ heat shock protein family (Hsp40) member C15. Gene Ontology annotation, biological process: protein import into mitochondrial matrix. Gene Ontology annotation, molecular function: ATPase activator activity. Gene Ontology annotation, cellular component: PAM complex, Tim23 associated import motor. Lineage: Eukaryota; Metazoa; Chordata; Aves; Strigiformes; Strigidae. The coding region runs from base 39 to 371 and encodes 110 amino acids. The transcript has 6 exons. The record is from RefSeq and is a predicted model, not a curated record.